AUACCGUCAGAUGGCGUUGCAAUACGAUGGCGAAUUCGCCGAUAAUAGUUUGUUGGCUCCUGGUCAGCAUCUGGUCUCGCGCAAUGAUUAGAUUAAUUAGAUUAUAUGGUUAGGAUCAUCUAGUUUGUAAGGGUCGUGUAAUUUGUAUCAACUUUUUAUUAUGGCUUCCUUGGUUGCGGAUUACGGGACUUCCUCUGGUUCGGAUAGCGGAACGGACGACGAAGAUAUUGUCACGGAUAAUGCCUUUAAGGGUGCUGAGAAGGUAGAAUUGGAGAGAGAAGAAGAUGAAGAAGAAGAGGAGGAUAAUAAAGAGGAGAACAAUGGAGAGAAUGGCAAACACAUGAGAAUAAUUGAAACAACAGCUUCCAAAGAAAAGCUUCCAUUGCCGACACCAGAUUUUAACAGCGCACCUACGUUAUUAAGAACAUCAGUGUUCUUAAAUCCAUUUGUUGAAGCAGAACGAGCAAAAAGUGCAAUUUUAGAGAAGCAUGUGAAGAUGACACCUACAUUGGAUGACACAAAGAUGAUAAAUGGUCGUAAGAUCUGCUGGAACUAUCGAAAGGGUCGCUGCCGUUUUGGUCAUAAUUGUACUUUCGCUCAUGAUUCGGAUCUGCAUCGCAGCGCAACUGAAUUAGAGGCUUUACGGACUCCACAAGAGACGUUGGUUUGUCAAACUCGAUAUAAUGGACAGCAGCAGCAGCAGCAGCAACAACAACAACAACAGCAGCAGCAGCAGCAGCAGCAGCAAACACUGCCGGCCGUAAAUGAUGAUGAGAAUGAGGUGGAUCAGGAAAAUAAUCAGACAGCGAAUAGAAAAAGGAAGAAGAGGCCCGGUCUAUGCCAACUGUUGCUUCCGAGCAAAAAGAUCUAUAAGCGAUUUAAAGCGCAACAACAACAACAACAACAGCAACAACAAACCAAAACUAGAUGAAUAGUAUUUCUUUAUUUGGUAUAGUAGUAAGAGAUAAAAUUGUCUUCUAGCCAAGUUAUUAUAUAUUUUUUGCGAAUGAGAAAGUACAUGCGCAACGAGCAAUUUCAUAGACAUCGUACUUUCCUAUAAUAACAGAUGAUUCUUGCAGAAAAUUUUUAUCGACCAGAUUUAAAUUAAAAAAAAACUUUGGAGAAAAUUUUAAAAGAUAAUUAUAAAUGAUUAAAAAUAAUAUGAGAAAUGGAAAAGAUCAUUGCAAGCAAUUUUAAAAUUGCUAGCAAUGCUAGCAAUAUUUCAAUAGAUGAAAUUUUAAUUUUUUAUUGGCAAAGUAGAAGUUAUUAGCAAUGAGAUUAACGGAAAUCUCGUAUCUUAUCUAAGAUUUAGAUUAACUUUUAAUUAAAUAAAUUGCGCAAACAAGGUCGAUAUAGAUAUGUAAAGGGAAAAGAAAAAAAUUCCGAUUUAUGCUUCCAAUGCGAAACAUGCAAUAGAAUAGGAAUUAUAUUUGAGAAACUUUUGUGUCUCGUAUAAGUUUGCAAAAGACUACCUGAUGCAUGCGCAAAGUAAGCACAUGUUGAAACCUUAAGAUUUGUCUUUUGUAACGCGAUAACGCGUAAGAUGUCUUCUCGUUUUUCCAUAUUUAUCAUUACUAGCCAAUAAUUUACUAAACACUUGUAGUAUUAUUCAUUCAUGAGAAUACCAAAUGUUGUUUUAUAGUAAAAUUCAUAUACAGAAUAUUAUAUAUUACAAUUGUAACAUAUAACGCAGAUUUGAAUUUAUAUUUUCCUUUCUAUUCUGCAUUAUAAAAAAACGACGCGCGCGCGCGCGCGUGUGUGUGUGUGUGUGUGUGUGUGUACUAUCGUUCGUAAGUUCCGACACUCUUAAAAAUAAAAAAUAAAAAUCUUAAAUUUCCCAAGCAACAUAUUAAUCCGUGACAGAUAUUUUUAUUUUAUAAUUAAAGAGAAUGAAUAGUCAAAUUAUAAUGUUGCCAAAAUAAAAAAGAUUGCACAAAAAAAUGUAUUUUGUUUUAGAGUUUUGGACAUGAAUGAUAGUGUACUUAUAACAACAAUACUUCCAUGCGUUUUUGUGAAUCUAUGAUUAAUCUAAGCGCCUUACUUGAUUGUUUUUUUUUUUAUAAAUGUUUAUUUUACAUUUUCAUGUAAUGCGAUCAAUGAGACAAAUUCGAUACUUUAAGUCAGAUGUAAUUACAAUAUUUGUAGGCAUCGUAGAUGAAAAAAUUAUUUACUAAUAUACAUAAAAUACAAUAAUUUUUUUAAGAAGAAAUUAUGUUAAUAGAUCAAAACAAAAUAAAAAAAUCAUUGAUAAGUGAAAUAUUUGACUUUAAGUGGCCGAACAAUAAUUUACCAACAUGUUAUUUGUUGGAGAAGAAAAUAAUGACUAUAUAAUUACGGCAAUAUAGAUCUAAAUAAGAGAAUCAGAAAAAAAACUAAAAUGAAAAACUAAAAUGAAAUUAUCAUGACUUGAAAAAGAUUUCCUCGGGUUUCCGAGGAUUUCUAAAAGGUUGCCAAUAAAUGAUUCAGCUGUGCUGAAACAAUGUCUUGCCAA
Pogonomyrmex barbatus (red harvester ant) is the source of this 2491-nucleotide messenger RNA. RefSeq lists its product as uncharacterized. The record is from RefSeq and is a predicted model, not a curated record. Lineage: Eukaryota; Metazoa; Arthropoda; Insecta; Hymenoptera; Formicidae. Gene Ontology annotation, molecular function: metal ion binding.